UCACGAAAAAUACAGUCGUCCGUCUGGAUGGGGAAGGAGCAGCAACUACACGUCUCUUAUCCAGGUCAUGAAACCAAAAGCUCUCUAUAUAGAUGCACCACGACUAUUUGGAAAUGGAGAAGCGCCGACAGCCAUUCGCGGGAGCCAGGGGACGUCGUACCACCGGCAGGUUGACGAUGAGGCAACCGACUUGGAGGAGAGUGUCGAGAGCGACAGACGGAGCAAAGCGGAGAAGCGUGCUCGUGAAGUUCACUUCGUUUUUCUGGCUGAAAAAUACCAGCCCCUGAAAGAAGAGGACGAGGCCGGUCUGCGAAAGAAGGAUGAGGGGAAGGUUAAAAAGAAGGGGAAAAUUAAGAAGUACAGGAAGAAUGUCCGGAAGGCCUUGAGUUACUCCUGGAAGUGCCUGCUGCUCAGCCUCCAGAACUUCUCCGUUGGCCUCUCCACCCCGCUCGCCGCGGCUGCCCAUGUCGUCCCGGAGUUCCACCAGGCCAGAGCAAGAUAAGCCAAGAAACCUGGCACCUUGGAGAUACUGUACACCUUGUGCUUUUACUGUAUUCCAAGUGACUUUGUGGAUUGUAAUCUGUAUGUUAAACAGACAGUGUAAGUUUUUAAAAAAAUCUUGUCUAACAUGUAUACUACAGCCUGACAGCGCUGGUUAGUGUCAGGUUCAUUUUUGGCUUUUCAGAAACCAUGUCUCAUGUUUUAUUGCACUUAAAACUCUUUUAAAAGAGCACCGUUCACCAUUUAUUGUGCUGCAAGUUGUGUAAAUUAAGUCACUCAUUCACACAUUUACACUUAAGAUGUAUGAGAAACUGAUUAUUGUUCUCCAUGAGAUGUGUUUGUUUGUGAGAUGUAUGUGUUUUGUGGAAUGUACUGGCAACGUAGAAGUUGUGAUUGAGAAGACGUGCCUAAGAUCAAGAAUGGAGAUUUAGCAUGAAAUGGUAUGGCCUUGAUUAUGACGGCUGUUGUUUGAUAUGCACAUUGUUAUUUUCAGAAAGAAAAGCGGCAAUCAUAUUAUGAACAUUUGACGCAUGACGGUUAAAAAAAGAAAAGAAAAGCAACAGCAUGUGUAGUAUUGUUAGACUCGGGCAUAGAUGUGACUUCAGAGAGUAAAAAAAAUGCCAGGUAGUGUUUCUCCUGGCUGUACUCUUAUAUGCCACUAACUCGCUGAUCUAGCUGCCUGAUGAUUUUCGUGUGUGUGUGUGAGCAGGAAAAUGAGAGAAAGGUAAAGUUGAGAAAUCUAUAGGGAUGUUGUCAAGGGCAGUGAAGUGUUUAAAGAGGGUUGAAUACUAAAAAGGUAUGUUUAAGUGGGGAAGAACUGGGUUGGGAAGAAAUGUAAGAGGUUUGAAUACUAAAAGGUAUGUUUAAGUGGGGAAGAACUGGGUUGGAAAGAAAUGUAAGUGCUGUAAACAACAUGGUAUUUAUGCACUGAAGUGAAUGUUUUCCCGAGAAUUAAGUGAGGAUUGGUCAGCCACAUGAGCAAUUGUUGCACAUUUACUAUGUUGAUGUGCUUAUGCUCUGAAAAAAAAACCUUCAUAGGCUGAGAUUCGAAGGCUUUUGGAAUGUAUUGUGGAUAUUUUCUUUAUUAAUAAACUCACAUUAUAUAGUA
Molecule: messenger RNA, 1609 nt
Organism: Engraulis encrasicolus (European anchovy)
Lineage: Eukaryota; Metazoa; Chordata; Actinopteri; Clupeiformes; Engraulidae
Product: required for drug-induced death protein 1-like
Exons: 2
Coding region: 68-502 (144 amino acids)
Source: RefSeq, a predicted model, not a curated record